AGCGUGUCCACACGCUCCCAAAUGCGUUGGAAUUCGGCAUUUCUCCUGAGAAACGUUGACCUUCUUCUUCUACUUGCAAAAGAUAGAAUUUUUGAAACCCUAGGCGAAAGAGAGAAAGCCCGCUGCUCUAAUGUUUGUCUUUCUUAACGUUUCCUUCUACAGCCAAAUCCUCCAUUGAUGAAUAUAAUAAUUAGAAGCAUUCCGAUUGUACCUCUUUUUUACAUCACCUUACACAAAAAUAUUAGAGUAAACAAACGCUAAUCUUAUCUAUUCUAAUCUCUCUCUGGAUCAGCUAUAAUCAGAUUCUGGUCAUAGAGAGAGAAUAAAGGUUUUUUUUUUAAAAAAAAUUUUUUUUUUUGAAAAAGAAUUGUUACAGCUAUUUGAAUUUGUGGACUUUUCAUUUUUAAUAUUUUAAUUUGUAAUUAAGAAAGAAGGCUUUGUUUUAAAUCAAUCAAAAUCGAAGUUUAUAGGUUAAAGCUUGUUUUUUUGAAGAGUUGUGAUCUUUUUUUUUUUUAAAUAGUUAAAGUUAUAUGAAUUUGUAAAGUUCUCAUUUUUCAAAUUUUCUUCUGUUUUAAUAUCCGUUUGAUGAUUAAUCAAGAGGGUUUUGAUUAAAAUCAAUCAAAAUCGUUGCUUGUGCUAAAAAAAAAAAGCUUUGUUUUUUAAGUUUUUUUUGGGGUUUAUUUGUGGAUUUAUUAUUAAAUGGGAAAGCCGACUGGGAAAAAGAAGAAUAAUCUGGCAUCACCAAGAGCCGGUGAUGCUAGCCUAAGGCAAAGCAAAACUAUGACGGAUCGGACAUCAAAGGCUUUUGAUGAAGACACAGCAAUAUUUAUCAACAUGUCACAAGAGCUCAAAGAAGAAGGGAACAAGCUUUUCCAAAAGCGUGACCAUGAAGGUGCUAUGUUAAAGUAUGAGAAAGCUGUCAAGUUACUUCCAAGAAACCACAUAGAUGCUGCUUAUCUUCGCAGCAAUAUGGCCUCCUGCUAUAUGCAAAUGGGUCUAGGUGAGUAUCCUCGUGCUAUUAAUGAGUGCAAUUUAGCUUUAGAGGUCUCUCCUAAGUAUAGCAAAGCUUUGUUGAAAAGAGCAAAGUGCUAUGAGGCUUUGAAUAGAUUAGAUUUGGCUUUGAGGGAUGUUAAUAAUGUUUUGAGUAUGGAGCCUAAUAAUUUGACGGGGUUGGAGAUAUUGGAGAGUGUUAAAAAAGCUAUGACUGAAAAAGGUGUUGAUUUUGAUGAGAAAUUAAUUGGUUUGGCUAAUCAAGAGCUGAGUGGUGCUGCCCGGUUGCGGAAGGUAGUUAAGGAGAAGGUGAAAAAAAAGAAGAAGAGUGAUAAGGUGUUGGAGAAGAAGAAGAGUGAUAAAAUGUUGGAGAAGAAAGUGGAGGAGAAGGAGAAGAAUAAGGUAGUUUUAGAGGAGAAGAGGGCAAGUGCUGCUAUCAAGGAUAAAGAGGUGGUAAUGAAAACUAUUGAGGAAGAGAAAGUGGUUAAGAAGGAUGUUAAGGAGGAAGUGAUUACCAAGACAGUGAAGUUAGUAUUUGGGGAGGAUAUCAGGUGGGCACAGUUGCCUUUGAAAUGUAGCAUUGGGUUGCUGAGGGAUAUAGUUCGAGAUAGGUAUCCUGGUUUGAAGGGUGUUCUUGUGAAAUAUAAGGACCCUGAAGGUGAUUUGAUUACAAUUACUACUACAGAGGAGCUAAGGAUGGCCGAUUCAUCAGGUGAUUCUCAAGGGUCCCUUAGGUUCUAUAUUGUUGAAGUCGGUCCUGAUCAAGAACCAGCUUAUGAGGGCAUGAAAUUUGUAGAGGAGGUCCGCACGGUUGAUAAGCAACAGAGUGAUGCUGUUGAGAAUGGGGUAGGGAAAGGUGUAGAAGUUGAAAAGGGAUCACUUUGCAUUGAUGACUGGAUUGUCCAGUUUGCACGGUUAUUCAAGAACCAUGUUGGGUUUGAUUCUGACUCAUACUUGGAUCUUCAUGAACUAGGGAUGAAACUAUACUCGGAGGCUAUGGAGGACACUGUAACGAGUGCAGAAGCGCAGGAACUUUUUGAUAUUGCUGCAGAUAAGUUCCAAGAGAUGGCAGCAUUAGCUUUGUUUAAUUGGGGAAAUGUUCAUUUGUCCAGGGCAAGGAAACGGGUAUUCUUCUCUGAAGAUGGUUCAAGCGAGUCUAUACUUGCACAGGUUAAGAAUGCAUACGAGUGGGCUAAAACUGAAUAUGCAAAGGCAGCAAUGAGAUACCAUGAAGCUUUAAAAGUUAAACCUGACUUCUAUGAAAGUCUUCUUGCACUUGGGCAACAGCAGUUUGAGCAAGCAAAGCUUUGUUGGUAUCAUGCUAUUGGAAGCAAGUUGGAUUUAGAAGAUGGCCCGUCAGAGGAGGUCCUUGAUCUUUAUAACAAGGCUGAGGACUGCAUGGAGAAGGGCAUGCAGAUGUGGGAAGAGAUGGAGGAGCAGCGUCUAAAUGGACUUUCCAAAUUUGACAAAUACAAAGACCAGUUACAGAAAUUUGAGUUGGAUGGGCUGUUGAAAGAUAUACCAGCUGAAGAAGCAGCAGAGCAGGCAGCCAAUAUGAGUUCGCAGAUAUAUCUUUUAUGGGGCACCAUGCUCUAUGAGCGCUCUGUUGUGGAGUAUAGGCUAGAGCUACCAACUUGGGAAGAAUGUUUAGAGGUUGCAGUUGAGAAGUUUGAGCUUGCUGGUGCUUCCCCAACUGACAUAGCUGUUAUGAUAAAGAAUCAUUGUUCCAAUGAAACGGCACUUGAAGGUUUGGGGUUCAAAAUUGAUGAGAUAGUACAGGCAUGGAAUGAAAUGUAUGAUGUUAAGAGGUGGGAGAGCGGCAUUCCAUCUUUCAGGCUGGAGCCAUUGUUUCGGCGGCGGGUUCCGAAACUUCAUUAUCUAUUGGAGAAUGUUUGAUUUUUUUGCUGGUAGUCAGUUAUUCUUUAGGAGUGUUGGCAGUGCUUGAGUUUUCAGUAAUUCAUUUUUCGAAUGUUAAGUUGCCAUCAGUUAAUAUAGGUCAUUUUUGUUUUUUGUUUCCUGGGAACUGUUAUGUAUUUUGAGAUCGUUGUCUGCUAUGGGGGCAAAUAAUGGAAGUUCGUGUAGCAUCAGUUGUGGAAUGAAAACUGAGUUGAUUAUUAUUGUUGCAUUUUCAGAGGUUUACGCAAAUAGCGAGUUGUGAAGCUGGUUAACCAUCGUACUUCUGAUAUCCUCUUUUUUCUUCCUUUUGGGUAUUUUUAAAGGUUUUGUCUUCAUAGUGUAGUUGCUGUAAUUCACAGUUGAAAUAGUGGGUAUAAGAUUGAUUUGUUCAUUCUACAGAUUCAAGUAAUUUUGUUAUUUAUGCAGGCCCGGUUGCCUCUGUUACUCUGUUAUCCAUCUUUGGCAUUUUUUAUUCUCUUUAAUGUAACAAUUUGUUGGUUUUGUGAGAAAUAAAGCAGUGUUCUUCCUCA
Messenger RNA from Ricinus communis (castor bean), 3416 nucleotides. Its product is annotated as protein PHOX1. Bases 700 to 2886 code for a protein of 728 amino acids. Gene Ontology annotation, molecular function: protein binding. The record is from RefSeq and is a predicted model, not a curated record. NCBI's taxonomy places the organism in Eukaryota, Viridiplantae, Streptophyta, Magnoliopsida, Malpighiales, Euphorbiaceae. The transcript has 3 exons.